UUAUAUAUACCAAACCCUACCUUAACAUUUUUCUUCUCUCUCAACUUAAAUUCUUCCUUUAUUUCUCUUGAGUUUCCAAGCAAGCUUAAGCUUGAGUUGAUCAUAAAAAUGGCACCUUUUUCAUUGCCACCCGGUUUUCGGUUUCAUCCUACAGAUGAAGAAUUGGUGGCUUACUAUCUUAAGAGGAAGAUUAAUGGCCGUAGGAUUGAUCUUGAGAUCAUCCCUGAAGUUGAUCUUUAUAAGUGUGAACCUUGGGAGUUACCAAGUAAGUCAUUAUUGCCAAGCAAGGAUAUGGAGUGGUAUUUUUUCAGCCCAAGAGAUAGAAAAUACCCAAAUGGUUCAAGAACAAACCGAGCAACGAAAGGCGGUUAUUGGAAAGCCACAGGAAAAGAUCGAAAGGUCAACUCAAAAUCUCGAGCGGUGGGCAUGAAGAAAACAUUGGUUUACUACGGUGGAAGAGCUCCUCAUGGCCACCGUACGGAUUGGGUUAUGCAUGAAUAUCGCCUUGAUGAACGUGAAUCUCAACUUGCUUCUUCUGUUUUGGAUGCCUAUGCAUUAUGUCGAAUAUUCAAGAAAACAGCAGUACCAACAGUACCAAAGAGUACAAGACCACAAUAUAAUGCAGCUUGUCACACCCUAAAUAUGGGUCAUCAAAUGUCAAGUGAUCAACAAUCUUCAAGCCUAGACAUAUGCGACGAGUUUAAUAGCUCGCCGGUGCCUAUGGAACAGAGAACAUGUACUACUAGCUUGGCUCGAGCCCAUGGAUCAUCGUCGUCUUACUCGCAUCGGAGUAUGCAGGCAGAUGAUGAGGCUCAAUGGCUGCAUUAUUUGAAUGAUCAACAAGAUUUCAACUUUCCUACACCAACUUCUCACAAUUACCCUCCUUCCAAGGUUGACAUUGCAAUAGAGUGUGCAAGGUUACAACACCGAUUAACAUUACCUCCCUUAGAAGUAGAGGGAUCAUGGUCCCAUACCUUUGGAGCAACAAGUAUACCUUAUAAAAUGGGAAUGUGUCAACCUUACUUUAACAAAGGUAGUAGUAGUAACACCGGAGGAGAUAUUCUAGAUGAAAUUUUAUCAGUAGCUCAAGCUCAACAAGAUCUCAUUCAGACGGAUUUCGAGUAUAAUACACCUUCUAUGAUUGGCGGAUUUAUGAGCCAUGGUGAUCCUAUGAACCAACAAAAGGAAAGUUCUUUGAAUCCCCUUAUGGACAAUUCAUCUUGGGAGGAUUCCAAUUUGAAUAGGAUGGUUAACUUUUCGGAUUUGGUUGUUUUUCAAGAUACAAAUUUAGAUAAGGAUCCCCAGCGUGAGUAUGAUAAAACAGUCCCAAUAGAAAACAAUUCAACAUUGCUUCAUGCAGAUCAACUUGAAGAACUUCAAGAUGACUCUAAGACAGACGAUUUCAAAAUCAAUGAAGAUGAUAUAGACAAUUUCUCAAGCAGUCCGAACUUCGAAGUGUUUGAGGAAGUUGAAGUGAAUCAGAGCUUGUAUGUUUCGUCUCAAUGGCUAGCAGAAACUCGAUUUCAUCAAGUACAACCCACAACUACAGUUCAAGUCUACUUACAACGCGCUAUAGGAUUACAAAACACCAAACUUAAUUCCUAUGAAGUUUAUGCUGAAAAUAGUAGAAAAAAAUCUUCAUUUUUCUACAAAUUGGUAAGGUUUGCUAAAAAUAGUCUUAAGGGUAGAAAGGAUUUGAAGAAAUUAUAUGUGGAAGAUAAUCAUCAUAUUCAAAUAUUUGAUAAGUUGAGUAGUUCAAAAAAUAUGGGUGGCAAGGUAGAAAAGAUUAUGUCAAAUUGGGUAAUGUAUAGGGUAUGGCCUUCAUUAACCCUUGUUUUGGCACUUUGUACCAUAUGGGCUAACCAUGUUGGUCCCACUUCUUGAUUAGGGUAUAAUUAACUCCACUAAUUACUUAUUGAUUUAAUUUUUCUAUAUAUACAAUUAAUUUAGGUUAUUGAUUCAAGUAAGGUGGUAAAGGUUCCACCUUUGCUAGGAUCUAAUUUGUAAUUUUUUUUCUUGAGACAAAUUGAGAAUAUUUGAGAUU
Amaranthus tricolor (Joseph's coat) is the source of this 2044-nucleotide messenger RNA. RefSeq names its product NAC domain-containing protein 86-like. The transcript is spliced from 6 exons. Bases 109 to 1884 code for a protein of 591 amino acids. Lineage: Eukaryota; Viridiplantae; Streptophyta; Magnoliopsida; Caryophyllales; Amaranthaceae. Gene Ontology annotation, biological process: regulation of DNA-templated transcription. The record is from RefSeq and is a predicted model, not a curated record. Gene Ontology annotation, molecular function: DNA binding.